AUGUAUCGCUUCCUUCCUAAUCUUGGUUCGAAAGCCAUAGUUGCUAGAAAAGCUACUACACAGGUUGGAAGUAGGCUGGCUUGGAGCAGAAACUAUGCUGCCAAGGAUAUCACAUUCGGGGUGGAAGCACGGUCAGCGAUGCUUCAGGGAGUCGAGGAGCUCGCUGAUGCUGUUAAAGUCACCAUGGGUCCUAAAGGCCGAAAUGUUGUCAUAGAACAGAGCUAUGGUGCCCCUAAAGUGACUAAAGAUGGUGUUACUGUUGCAAAGAGUAUUGAGUUUCAUGACAGGGUGAAAAACGUUGGGGCUAGUCUCGUUAAGCAGGUGGCCAAUGCCACUAAUGAUGUUGCUGGAGAUGGUACCACUUGUGCAACAGUCCUGACUCAUGCAAUAUAUAGCGAAGGGUGCAAGUCUGUUGCGGCUGGAAUGAAUGCAAUGGACUUGAGGCGUGGUAUCUCAAUGGCAGUUGAUGCUGCUGUCACACACUUAAAGAGCAGGGCAAGGAUGAUCAGUACAUCUGAGGAGAUAGCACAGGUUGGAACAAUUUCGGCAAAUGGAGAUAGAGAGAUUGGUGAGCUCAUAGCCAAGGCUAUGGAAAGAGUUGGUAAAGAGGGGGUUAUUACAAUUGCUGAUGGGAAAACACUCGAUAAUGAAUUGGAGGUGGUAGAAGGAAUGAAGUUUGAACGGGGUUACAUAUCACCCUAUUUCAUUACAAACGAAAAGAACCAAAAAUGUGAAUUGGAGAACCCUUUGAUUUUAAUCCAUGAAAAGAAGAUUGGAAGUAUCCAUGCUGUGGUGAAGAUGCUGGAGUUGGCCCUAAAGAGGCAAAGACCUUUGUUGAUUGUUGCUGAAGACUUGGAGAGUGAAGUUUUGGCUACUUUGAUUUUGAAUAAGCUUCGUGCUGGACUUAAGGUUUGUGCCGUUAAAGCUCCUGGAUUUGGUGAAAACAGAAAGGCCAAUUUACAAGAUCUUGCUAUUCUUACGGGAGGCGAAGUUAUCACUGAAGAUCUUGGUUUGGACCUUGAGAAGGUGACAAUUGAUAUGUUGGGCUCAUGCAAGAAGGUUACAGUUUCAAAGGAUGACACAGUUGUUCUUGAUGGUGCUGGGGACAGAAAGACAAUUGAGGAAAGAUGCGAACAGAUACGUUCUGGAAUCGAACUAAGCUCAUCUGACUAUGACAAGGAAAAGCUUCAGGAAAGACUAGCUAAGCUCUCUGGUGGUGUCGCGGUUCUGAAGAUCGGAGGGGCAAGUGAAACAGAGGUUGGGGAGAAAAAGGAUAGAGUUACUGAUGCUUUGAAUGCUACAAAGGCAGCUGUUGAGGAAGGCAUCGUGCCAGGUGGUGGAGUUGCCCUUCUUUAUGCCUCCAAGGAGUUGGAAAAGCUGAAACCUGCCAAUUUUGAUCAGAGUAUCGGUGUUCAGAUUAUCCAGAAUGCUCUUAAGGCACCAGUUCAGACAAUUGCCUCAAAUGCUGGAGCUGAGGGUGCUGUAAUUGUUGGCAAACUUUUGGAACAAGAGAAUACCGAGCUCGGCUAUGAUGCCGCUAAAGGUGAAUAUGUCAACAUGGUCCAGACUGGAAUUAUAGACCCACUGAAGGUUAUCAGAACAGCUUUGGUUGAUGCUGCAAGUGUAUCUUCUUUAUUAACCACCACCGAGGCUGUUGUUGUCGAACAUCCAAAGAAUGAGAAAGAAUCCUCCCCAGCGAUGCCUUCAAUGGGCUAUUGA
Messenger RNA from Oldenlandia corymbosa var. corymbosa, 1719 nucleotides. NCBI's taxonomy places the organism in Eukaryota, Viridiplantae, Streptophyta, Magnoliopsida, Gentianales, Rubiaceae. The record is from the annotation of a GenBank genome assembly.